AAUUCAAAUCUCCUCAAAUCCCCUUCCGUACCCAUUCAAGCUUCAAUUUCACUCUUUCUCUCGGCGGGCACUGUUGUUUCAGCGAGGGAGUGAGACUGAGAGUUCAUCCAAUGGGAGCGUACUGUAACGAAGAUCUUGAUUUGCCGGCAUACGCCGCCGGAGCUCCGCCCCAGGAGUUCCGGUUAUCGAAGCAUGUCUACGACAACGUUCACGGAAACAUCUAUCUCGAUCCUCUUUGUUUAAAAUUCAUUGACACUGAGCAGUUUCAGAGGCUUCGUGAGCUGAAGCAACUUGGAGUGACAGACAUGGUAUAUCCAGGAGCUGUGCAUUCCAGAUUUGAGCAUUCCCUAGGGGUAUACUGGCUUGCAGGUGAAGCUGUUCUGAAGCUUAAAACAUAUCAGGGAUUGGAGCUUGGUAUUGACCGCACCGAUGUUCAGACUGUGAGACUUGCAGGACUCCUUCAUGAUGUCGGCCAUGGGCCUUUUAGUCAUAUGUUUGAGCGUGAGUUCCUCCCAAAGGUUAUCUGUGGCUAUGAAUGGUCUCAUGAGUUGAUGUCUGUAAAAAUGAUUGACUAUAUUGUUGAUUCACACCACAUUGAUGUUGAUGCUGAAAUGAUGAAACAAGUGAAGGAAAUGAUACUCGCUAGCACUGAAUUUUCACAGUCGAAAAGCAAUAAAGAAAAACGUUUCUUGUAUGACAUUGUCGCAAAUGGUCGGAAUGGGAUUGAUGUGGACAAGUUUGACUACAUUGUCCGUGAUUCUCGAGCUUGUGGUCUAGGAUGCAAUUUCCAAUUCCAAAGACUGACAGAGACAAUGCGAGUCUUGGGAGAUGAAAUCUGUUAUCGUGCUAAGGAUUAUCUCACAAUCCACAAGUUAUUUUCAUCUCGUGCUGAUCUUUAUCGGACAGUCUACACACAUCCGAAAGUGAAGGCUAUAGAGCAUAUGCUAGUAGACGUUUUAGUGAAAGCCAACAGUUACUUACAAAUUUCUUCGCAAAUUGAAGAUCCCUCUCAAUACUGGAAGUUGGACGAUACAAUUAUCAAAACUAUUGAAACAGCACCAGAUCCCGAACUUGCCGAAUCCCGAGAAUUAAUUCUUCGCAUUCGCAGAAGGCAGUUGUAUCAGUUCUGUAAUGAAUAUGCUGUUCCCAAGGAUAAAGCAGAGCAUUUCAAAGCUGUCACCGCACAGGAUAUCAUAUGUUCCCAGAAAGACGGAGGUGUGACAUUGAAAGAAGAGGAUAUUGUUGUCAGCAAUGUGAAGAUUGAUUUGGCUCGUGGAAGACAAAACCCGCUCGAAUGCAUCAACUUUUUCAAGGAUUUCGACAGCGAUGAGAAAUUCACGAUACCGGAUGAGCGAAUCAGUCACUUGCUACCAACAACAUAUCAGGACAUGAUAGUGAGGGUUUACUCCAAGAAACCCGAACUGGUUGAAGCUGUGUCCGAAGCUUUUGAGAACUUUCAACUGAAAACAUACGGCAUCAAGGCCCAAGUACACGCUACUCCGGAGAAGAAGAAACGGCGGGUGAUGCACAGAAUAUGCAAAUAGGAAAAAGAAAAAAAGAAAAGAAAAGAACGAAACAAUACGGCGUCGUAUCAUAUCCACCUGAAAAUGCCAAACCACGUGGGUGUUUCUUUUUUCCAGCUUGAUCUUGUAUAUGUGAAUGCAAAGGAAACUGUGUUCAGGGCAUGGAUGGAUGGUUUGUUUUGGGAUGUACGUAUUGCUUCGCGUCAUCCUAUGAGAAACAUAAUAUUGUAGAUUUUUCUGCU
Molecule: messenger RNA, 1765 nt
Organism: Tarenaya hassleriana
Lineage: Eukaryota; Viridiplantae; Streptophyta; Magnoliopsida; Brassicales; Cleomaceae
Product: deoxynucleoside triphosphate triphosphohydrolase SAMHD1 homolog
Exons: 19
Coding region: 111-1544 (477 amino acids)
Biological process (GO): dGTP catabolic process
Cellular component (GO): nucleus
Molecular function (GO): dGTPase activity
Source: RefSeq, a predicted model, not a curated record